CAACCAUUCAACAAGCACUUUGGUUGAAGCAUAAUUGUUCACACAACUACACUAUGCCAUUGUUUACAAAAUGUCAUAUUCAGACUCAAUAUGUGACUGAAAUCAGCUCAGAGUUUUAUGUAACAUCAAUCAAAAGUUUCAGAGAAUACUCAAAAUCAUAUUAUGAGGUGAUGUCUCAGAAAUAGCUCUGUUUUGAUUUAUAAAAGAUUCAGAUUAGAUUUGAUGUCAGAGAGAUGUUCAUUUACUCAGCUUGAUGAACAAGUUACUACAAAAACCUUUUCACAAACUCUCUCUCACACACACACGCUGUUUCUAUAAAAGUUGAAAAGAUUCCUCUGCCAGUAAUGUCUAAGUAUUUCAUAUGAUGAGGUAUGACUUGAGAAAGGUUGCAGUUCAACAGCACCACCAACAUCUCUGUACAGGGACUGCACUGAAAGCAUUCAGUCUGAAAUAUGAUUACUUGAAUUUUUUUUAUUUAAGGUUUUUUUUAAACAUAGUAUGUGACAUAUAAUAGCUAAAGGUAUGUUCAGUUUAAACAAUACUGACAUACAUGCACAGUGACUCACUUAUUUUUUUUUUACAUUUUUUUUUUGUUCUGUACUCUGGCAGAGCUUCUGCAAAAAAUUCUGUCUCAGGAAGAGAGUCUUUGAAGCGAAAGAACAAGGUUAGACCACGAAGCCCUGGAGCAAAAAUAAUAAUAAAAAAAAAUACUAAGGAGCACAGAGUGGAUGCUGUAUUUAUUGUAUUUCACCACAGAGAGAGGGAGUGUAAAAAAAAUGAUGUGGGCUUGGCAGAGAGGUCUUGGAAUUUAUACUGAUUGUAUUUCUUGCAGCCCAGAAGGAAAAGUAAAACAGGAGUGUGGCUCUUGACUGUAAAAAUUCAGUGAACCUUGAUUAUUUUGUGAUGCUACAUCUGCUCUUUUUUUUUGAGCUAACAUAAAUCCUCAUAUUUAUGUUCUGGAUGCCAUCAUUUUUUUUUAAAAAGACACUUUUAAGACACUUAAAACUGACUAUUCAUUAUAUUAUAUCAGAUUAAAUUAUAUCAGAAGACAUCAAAGGUGUGUUGCACAGUCUGAUUGAGAUGCUGAGAGCAUACAGCUCACUCUCACAGGAGAGACGAGGGGGAAAUCGACGUAGACAUGUGUGAUUGUACUUUAUGCCUAUGGGGAUGUUCACUUCCUCCAUGCUUGUAACUGUGGAAUAGCUCGGUCGUCCCUGCCUCCCUCUCUGCCUGCAUGCAUCAUUAAGCUGACCAACGCUGUGCUCGAUGUGGCUGUGCGGAGGAGAACACAGGCAUAAACAAGCUCCAAGCACCUCACUAAUGCUGUUUAUCUUCUUUAUGGCCCAUUUUGCACAUUGAACAUGGAUGUGGCUGAAAGGAGCUCUAUUAUGAUAAUUAAAAGAGGAGCCAGUCAACCUUGCUGCUGUUUUGUGUGUGAUUUUCUGCAUUGUUGCUUUGUUUUCAGAGUGUGAGGUUCAUUAGCCAUAUUCCCCAAAAGCUGAGUUCUUCAUUAGUGGAUAACAAACAUGACACAGUUGGUCAGGAGGAGUUUUUUUUUUUGUCCUUUCACUGUUUCCAGCGUGUUGUUGAAGCUGUAUUCAAACACUGUCAUGCUUUCUAACAUAUUUUAUAUCUCAGGGAAGAGAAAUAAGAAAAUACAAGCUAAAGAACAAAAAGGAAGAUAAUGCUUUUUCUGGCUACAAAUACCUUUUUUUUUUAUCUUAAUACUCAGUCCCAGGAGUGCUGUUUUACUGACUCCACUGAUCUGGGGUAGCGUGUGAAGCUCCCUCACUACUGAUUCACAGAAUUUUUGUAAGUAACUUUAUUCCUCAGGAUGGGAAUAUUUCUGUCACGUCCACAUGUGACCAGCUGGAGAGGAGCUGAUGCUGGUGUCGACUACCCACACUGCAAUGCUCCCCACAAAGACCAGCAGUCCCUUUACUCUCUUAUCUCAGUGGUUUGAGAUGCACCUGGCUGAUACUCAGCCUCAGCAUCCUGCAGCUGAAGGAUUAUGCACAAGUCACACUACAGAACUGAUGAGGGACUUCUGUCUCAAUAGAGGGAACUGAUAUACUGGACUGUGAUCCUCCUGACAAUUGAGGAUUAGAGUGUAGACGGCCAGGAUCGCCAUCUGUUAUGUGACGCGUCCGCCUGCGGGACCCAGAAUCCCCUGCGCCGAGGCAAGAUGGAAGAACCCAGCAGCUGCGGGAGAACAAUGUUUUGGCUCUAGAUUUUUAAACGGACAGCUGAGGGCGAACAACACGAGCCAAAACAGCGGGUCAUGGUCGUGCACCGGAUGACACUGAUUGGUACCCCAUAGUUUUCCUGCCCGCCGGCAUUCACCAUGAGCAUCAUUCAAGACAAACUAGGCAAUGAAUUCCUCCGCUCCAACGGGAGCAUGGACUCCAAUUUCGGCCCCGGCAUGAUAAUGUUCAGCCACCUCCCUCCGGUGACCAGCUUCACCCGGCUGGCCGCCCAGUCUGUCAUGCAGGACCUUCCGCCGCAAGAAAUGAUCUUGAAGAAGGAGCGUGACUCGCCUGACUGCAGCAUGGGCACUCAGGGCGGCGGUUUGGGGUGUGCGGGGGUAGGAGACUAUGUUCACGCCAUGGGUAUCAAGCAGGAGAAACUGUCAGAGCAUGAUUAUCGCCUGCCGCUGUACCCAGGAGGACCGGGCAAGAGCACAGAGCUGCUGGAGGUGACACUCAGUAACAACCAGGGCCUGCUGGUGCAUGACCUCAACAUGGGCAACCUGCCGAGUCAGGAGCCCACUGGGAGAAAAGGUCGAAGGUCAAACGGUGAUGGACAGGAGGGUAGACCAAGAAAGAAGCGGAGCGAGGCAAAGCAAUCAAUGAUGCUGGACGCAGAUGGAGGCAGCCUGUCCCCAGGAACCAAGCCUCACAUCUGCGAGCACUGCACCGCAUCCUUCAGAAGCUCCUAUCACCUACGCAGACAUGUCCUCAUUCACACAGGCGAAAGACCCUUCAGAUGCAGUCAAUGCAACAUGAGUUUCAUUCAGAAGUACCUUCUCCAGAGACACGAGAAAAUCCACAGUGGAGAGAAGCCAUUCAGCUGUGACCAGUGCAACAUGCGAUUCAUUCAAAAGUACCACAUGGAGAGGCACAAGAGGACGCACAGCGGAGAAAAGCCGUACAGAUGUGAGACCUGCCAACAGUAUUUUUCUAGGACAGACCGAUUGCUUAAGCACAAGCGAACCUGUGGAGAAGCCAUAAAGAAGGGGCUCGAUCCCGGGAUGAUGGACUUGGGUUGUGUAGACAUGGGACACGGCAGCUAUGGAAUCACUCAGGGAAACGCAGGGAAUACCGGGAGAAAGAGGGGAAGGUCCAAAAAUUCUGGAGAGGGAGGGGAGCGCAAGAAGAAGAAGGGGGAUGCAGGAGGAGGAGCAGCAGCAGCAGCAGCAUCAGCAGCAGGGAUGAGGAUACCACACAUUCAUGAUGCUGUAUCCGGAGGCUACAGCAUCCACGAGUACUCCGUGGAGAAUCAAACGGUAUCUUCCUCCACUGAGCCAGGACCCAGCAUGCAGCAUGGCCACCACGGCCGAGCUCCAAAGAUGGCGUUCAAGAAGGCCAAUCGCAAAAGUCUUGAUAAAGUGGGUCUCGGGCAGGCCAAAGCGGGCCAGUUGGAGCAGAGCGGGGGCAUGGACGGUCUCGGCCUCAUGCAGGGUAACGGGGCUAAAGUAGGGCCCACCAGCAGCAACUACGAUGAUGCCAUGCAGUUUCUCAAGAAGAGACGUUACCUUCAUGCAGCAAACAAUGCAAACUCAUCAGGGCCCGCGGUGGCCGGAGGAACCAACAGCGAAUACGAUGUCAGCGUCGGCCACUUGUCUUCCCACCCGUCUGUCAUUCAGGGUGUUGUUUCCAGCGUGUUGGACAGCGACGCGCCUCUGAGUCUGGACAAGUCAGGGAUCCCCGACGAGGUGCUGCAGAGCCUCCUCGACCACUACACCCAGAAACCCGACGGCUCGCACCACGACGUCCACUUCGACAUCGGCGACCAUCACGUGGAGCUGAACCCUCACUCGGCCGACGGUCCCGACAUCGGCCACAACACAGACGUCCCCAGCCCGUCUGGAGACAAGACCGUCAUGAUGCACGAAUACUCUCGCUUCCUGCUGCAGGCCCUGGAGCGCACCAGCCACAGCGCCAGCUUCCCUCUGGGUCCCGGGCCCCCCAACUCCGGACCAUUCACCAGUUCCCACCCAGGCAACCCCCUCUACUCUGACAAAAACAUCUACACUACUUCCCCACUGGAGUGUGGGUUCGGCCACUCAGCGGCCUCGCCUUCGCUGCCCUCCUCUGUGCCAAAGUCUCACUUCGCGAUGCUGACGGGCUCCUCACCACAGCACAGCUUCCACCUGAGCAGCCUGGAGGCUUCCGCACACCAGCAGCUCACCCCUUCUCAGGAGCUCACCGACCAGAUGGAGAAGCAGCACUCCUCCACUCCCCCUUCCUCCUACCAGAUCAGCCCAUCUGACCUGAGCAGCCAGAAGGACCAACCUCCCGUCAAGAACGGCACCGCGGUCUACCCUCUAACCCCCUCGCAGGAUCUGGCCUCUCUCGACUCCUCCAAGCCUUCCUACCAGAUAGAAAACUUUGCUCAGGCCUUUGGCUCCCAGUUCAAGUCAGACGGCCGCGGCUUGUCUUACGGCACUGACUCUAGCGGGGAGGUGGAUCAUCACAGGAUAAGGACGCCUGUGUCUGAAUUCUCAGGGUAUAGUAGUUUGUUAUCUGAUGUCAAUGAGCCAGUAAGUACAGGUUCCAAAACUCCAACAAGCCAAAGCUACAGAUGAGAGCCUGAGAGGGAGAGAACACUGUCAUUAAAGUUGAUAUGUUAAUUGUU
Messenger RNA from Thunnus maccoyii (southern bluefin tuna), 4857 nucleotides. RefSeq names its product zinc finger protein 281a (gene znf281a). The record is from RefSeq and is a predicted model, not a curated record. Bases 2345 to 4807 code for a protein of 820 amino acids. Gene Ontology annotation, molecular function: DNA-binding transcription factor activity, RNA polymerase II-specific; RNA polymerase II cis-regulatory region sequence-specific DNA binding. NCBI's taxonomy places the organism in Eukaryota, Metazoa, Chordata, Actinopteri, Scombriformes, Scombridae. The transcript is spliced from 9 exons. Gene Ontology annotation, biological process: regulation of transcription by RNA polymerase II.